UAAUUCUGCUGGUCUAGUACUUAAAGAGCCUGCGCUGAGAGUAAUGGGCAAUGAGAUGGGCAACAACAACGUUAUUGGUCAACAAGUAUCGGAGGAUGGUGCUAAGGAUUUUGACAAACCCAUGGACCAUCCAGAUUGCUCACCUGUGCUCAACAACACGAAUGAUAAGGAGAAGGACGACCCUAAGGAUGUAGAUAUGCCAGAGGUACUAAAUGUCCCCCUCAUCUCUAAUGGUGGAGAUGAUAAAAUGGAUUCACAUCAAACAAAAACCUUGGUUGCGAAUGAAGAAUUAGAUGAGAAGAACAGGGUCUCACUUCAGGAUCAGGUAUCAACACAAGAUGAUCAUGUGAUGAGUAACUUACGCAGACAAGAAGAAACAGUUGUCCCUGUCGGAAGCACAAUUGAAGAUAUGACAAGCAACAAAGAUACUUCAUUAUCUGAUGAGAAAUUCAAACAACUUGUAAAUGAAAGUGCAGAGGGUAGUGAAGCAAGUACCAUAUCAAAUCCGGCCACAUUGUUACAGGAAAAUUUUGAAGGUCAUCCCAAAGAUGACGAGGAAUCUUGCAAUCAAGAAGUUGCAGCGGUGGUCGGUAAUCUAGUUGGAGAAGAUGCAGUUGAAAACCUAGAAGAAGGACAAACUCAGGUAUCAACAGUAUGUGAUCAAUCAACACCAUCGCCAAUACAAGGAGAGACUACAUCUGAUUAUCGUGAUGCUGCGACUAAGGAGGUCGUCAUGGAAGAUGAGCCUAGAGAAAGAGGAAAUCCAUCAUAUGUACGAGCAGAAGAUGACGCCAACCAAGAAACAUCCAAGAGUGAAGAGAAGCAAAAAAUCUGUGAAAUUGGCAAAAGCUGCAAAACUACAGCAAUAAAUAUUGUGCUUGAAAAUGGUCAUGAAGUACUAGAAGACAAGAAGAUCCACGGGUUGGAAAAUCAGGAGGAAGAAUUUCCCAAAUGUGAAGCAUAUGGUGCACUCGAUACUGGUGAAGCUGUUUCCCAGUUGCAGUCAGCUUUAGCAGUUCCCAUUGCAACAAAUGGCAGAGAAUUUCAGAAACAUGUACUGGAUAUAGCUUCAGUAGGAGUGAUCUCAGAUCCUUUAAGUGCAGAAAUGGAGCAUAAUGUAAUUGAAAUAACAGAGAAAGCACAAGGGGGAACUAUUGGCAAAUAUGUUGCAAAGAAGAAUGAAGAAGAUAAUUUUGAGGGGGGUGAGAAAUCUAAUGGUAUCCAUGACUUUGUCAGAAUUGUCAACCAUGGAGAAGAACCUAAAUGUUUAGGCCCUCUUCCUAUUUUGAAUGAAGAAAAGGUACAGGAAGAAGUCGUCAUAGAAGAAUUUGCUGCGGUUAUGACGGCAACAUCAUUUGCUCUUCAACUAGCAGAAGAUUCUGUCAAGGAAGAUAUAAAACCCACCAGCUCAGAUAGUAAUGAAGGAACCACCACCUCCACAUACGAAGCAAAGACUACAGAUACACAAGAAACAAUGAACAACUCACAAUGUGAUCAGACUCAACAGGUACUGCUUGAAGAACUUGACGUUGUCAAAUUUGAAAACAGCGAGACUCUGAGCACUUGCAUGCAGCUUGUGGAAUGCAGUUCAGCGACAGAAUUGAUCUUCCCUAAUGUAUCCCACAAGGAGAGAGAAGGUGCAUCUUCUAAAGACGCAAGUUUUACUUCUGAAAUCAGUGAGCAGAAGGUCACAGGGGUUGUAGCCUUUGCUGCUGAAUCGAAACAAAAUGAUUUAAUUGCAAAUGCUGAUAAGUUUAGUCAGGAACACUGUCUGGUCGAGAAACCAACUCUAGGAAGACAUGCUGGUGAAGAGACUCCAUUACUUCUCAGUGCAGAAAGCAUCAGCUCUUCAAGUUAUUCUGGUGAACAGGAUAUGAAAGUAGUCAAGGACAUCCCGAUAACCAACAUUGCUCUGAUGCAGGCCAAACAUGAAGCCGUGGAAGAAUCUGAGAAGAGUCCAUUGUUGAGCCCUAGGGAGCCAUCAGAAGGAGCUUUCAGAGCACCGAAUCAGUCUGCCAGAAACAAUAGACCACUGCAUAGCUUAGUGUCAGAGGACAGGGUUGGUAGGUGGUCGCUGUUGAAGGAACAAGAACCAGUUCGAAAGAACAUCAGUUCUCCUAGAAGCAAAGAAAAGCAGGAGCCAAAACCAUCCCUCUUUGCCCUUUGCAUGUGUUGCACGACAGCUACGAACUGAUGUACGGCUCCAUGUGUUUUUUUUCCUUAAUGCCUGCUUGUUAUUUUUUCGUUUGUUCAAGGUUUGAUGCUUGAGUUUGCUUAGUGAAGAGUGUCUUGCAGUUGCUGGAAAUCCUUUACAUACCACAAAUUGUAUUUGGUCAGAAGUUUCCAAAACUGUAUGUUUCUUCAUUUGUUUUACAGAAAUGUAUCUAGUUUGAGGAACGAAUGCCUUCAAUAAUGGUUGUGCCUGGA
Molecule: messenger RNA, 2427 nt
Organism: Lolium perenne
Lineage: Eukaryota; Viridiplantae; Streptophyta; Magnoliopsida; Poales; Poaceae
Source: RefSeq, a predicted model, not a curated record